This is a messenger RNA of Prorocentrum cordatum, 2227 nucleotides long. NCBI's taxonomy places the organism in Eukaryota, Dinophyceae, Prorocentrales, Prorocentraceae. The record is from the annotation of a GenBank genome assembly.
AUGGCGCGGGACGCUGGUGGCAGCCUGCAGCUGGCGGCGGAGAUGUACCUCCACGGCGGGUGCAUGGUUCUGGUGGACAGCCUGGGCCUCGGCAACCAGAUGGUGGACGACGGCGCCGUGCAGCCCUCCUGCCCCGGCUCCGAGGGCGAGGCGUUCUCCGGGUGCCUCUCUCCGACGCAGCGCGCCGUGCUGCGCUGGCUCGUCGACCAGACCGACGACGAGGACCUUCGCGAUGCCCUCGGCGAGGCCUCGCGCGCAGAGCUGCGGGCCACGUUCGGCCUGGGGGGCUUCGCCUGGGUGAGGCGGCAGCUCUCGGGGCAGGCAGGCGUCCGUUCUGCCGAGGGCCUGACCUUCGGCAGCUUCCGGGUGCCCGCGGCCCCGGCCGGUGGCAGCAGCGCCAUGGAGGUGGAGGCCGUCGCCUCGUUCGAUUUCGAGGCGCACUCGACGGCGUGCAACGUGGGCCGCGUGGUGCGCGCCCUGCAGCAGCCCAAGGCCAUACUGCUGGAGGGCCCGCCGGGCCUGGGCAAGACCGCGACCGUGCAGGCGCUGGCGCAGGCGACGGGCCGCAGGCUGCUGCGGGUCAACCUCUCGGAGCAGACCGACCUGCUGGACCUCCUCGGGUCGGACCUGCCCGUCUCGGGCUCCGAGACGGCGUCCUUCAAGUGGAGCGACGGCGCCCUGCUCCGCGCCAUGCGCAGCGGCGACUGGGUGCUCCUGGACGAGAUCAACCUCGCGCCGCAGGCCACCCUGGAGGGCCUCAACGCCCUGCUCGACCACCGCCGCGAGAUCUUCCUGCCCGCCAUCGGGCAGACCGUGGUCGCGCACGCCGGGUUCCGGCUCUUCGCGGCGCAGAACCCGGUCAGCGCCGGCGGCGGGCGCAAGGGGCUUCCCCGCUCGUUCUUGAACCGCUUCAUCCGGGUGGUGCUCACGCCGCUCACGCCCGAGGAUCUGCGCCACAUCAGCCAGCACAGCCACGGCCACGCUGUGGGCCCCGCGGUGGUCGACGGUGCCGUGAAGCUCCUCGAGGAGAUCGGAGGAGCGGGCCGCGGCGGGCGAGGGCGACGGCGCGCCGGGCCAGGCCUUCGAGGCCCACUGGGAGUGGGACUGGAACCUUCGCGACGUGCUGCGGCUCUGCGACCUGCUGCGCGCCGGCGUGCCCCUGCGCUCCAGCCUCUCGGGGGCCGCGCGGCUGCUCUUCGUCAGCAGGCUCCGCGCGGAGCGCGACCGGGCCGCCGCGGCGGCGCUGCUGGGCAGCCUCGCGCCCGCGGCGGGCCCGCCCUUGCCCCCGGCGAGCGCCGCGUUCCGGCAGGCCGCCGCCGAGCUCCGCGCCGCCGUGGCGCUGCCGCCGGCGCAGCCGCCGGCGCAGCCGCCGGAGGCCGUCGCCGGCCGCGGCGCGGCGGCGCGCGCGCCGUGCGCCGGGCUGCAGGGCCUGCGCGUCACGGCGAGCGGGGUGCAGGCGGGCACCGCGCUGCUCGAGGGCGCGGCCGCGCUGGCGCCGCUGGCCUGCCAGGCGGAGGCGCUGCGCGCGCUGGCGCACGCCGCGUCGGAGGAGCUGCGGUGGCCCGCGCUGGUCGUGGGUGGCCCCGCGGUGGGCAAGUGCAGCGUUGUGCGGUGGCUCGCUGCCGCGGCCCGCAUGCCGCUUCAGGAGAGGUUCCCCUCACGGCCUCCAUGGACGCGAGCGAGCUCCUGGGCUGCUUCGAGCAGGUGGACUCGCGGGCCCGCCUGGAGGGCUUCUGCAGGGCGGCGCGCGGCGCGGCCGAGGCGCUGGCGCGCCUGGCCAUCCUGGGUGCCGGCGGCCCUGCGGCGUCGGUCCAGGCGGAGUUCUUCCAGAAGGACGUCGCCGCCUGCUUCACGAGGUGUGCCGAGUUGGAGCGCCUGCGAGACAGCGGCCCCGCGGCCAAGAGGCCGGAGCUCGUGGCCUGCGCGGAGGCCGCAGAGGCGGCCCUGCGCGCCUGCGCCGCGGCCCUGCCCAGCGCCGGCGCGGGCACGGGCGCGGGCGAGCCGCAGGCGCUGCUCGCCCCCCUCGCCGAGGGUCUGGCCGCGCUGCGGCGACUCCUCCGCGGGCCGCUUCGAGUGGGCGGACGGCCCGCUCGUCCGGGCCGUGCAAGAGGGACCGGCGCUGGGCCCUGCUGUCCCACGCCGAGCAAGCGGCCCCCGCGGUGCUCGACCGUCUGAACUCUCUGCUCGAGCCCGGCGGCUUCCUCCUGCUGACCGAGUCGGGCGAGGA